ACCAUAUCCGCCAUUUUUUAAAAUGAAGCUUCAAUGGGACGACAUUAUGACCGAAGACUUUGACAUCCAUGCAUGAAUUUUAUGUGCAAAAUAUGCAUAAAAUGUGAAUAAUUAUAUGAAGUGUGAUACGAAAGAUCAGAUUAAUUGAAGAAACCUAGCAACAGAAAUGGAGAUUCGUUCAGCAUUAACAUAAAGAUGAUUGUGGAAUCAGGUCCUCCUCCUGAUAUAGACAUGGCAUCAGAGUUACCUCCCCUGUCAGUAGAUACCAUGUCACAGGUCCAGUUGACAGAAUUUAUUCCACAUUUAGUAUGUCUAGUCACAGGAAGGGAACAACCAUACUUUGGUAAAAAUCAGUACAAACCGGUAUGGUGGCCUGAUGGUGUGGCAUGGACAACUCCAGAUGAAGAAUCAGAUAAUACUUUAGCAUUACGGAUAAAAGCCCAAGAAUUAAGAGCAGUUGUAAGAAGUUGUUAUAAACAUCUGGGCCAGGAAAGUUUAUUGGGAGGAGCUUCUGAACCAUCAGAGAUAACAAAGGAUGAGGUUCUAGAAUCUCCUGCUAUUCAAGACACCAGUGUGCCUGAUACAGGAGGUGAUUGUCAAGAAAAUGUUGAAGAUCCUAUAUGGAUAUGUUUUCUGUGUGCUCAACAAUUUGCCGAUCAGGAGGAAUUAAUGACUCACCAAGACAAAUGUGAAGAAGAGGCUGAGAAGGAGGAAGAAACUAAACCCCCACCCCCACCCCCUCCUCCUCCCUCACCUCCGGUGCAUAGAAAGUUAAGACCCCGUCGUACUAAACCAACACACAUAGUUAUACAGCCUCAAACGGCACAAUAUCAAGUCCAGCCAAUUAAAUUAGUCUGCCAUAGGAGGAGACGAUUUACACCAGAACCUUAUAUUCCUCCCAAAACGGAGGAUUUUCUUAAAGCUCUUAAUUUAUCAGACAAACCAAAGGAACCUCCUAGAGUUGUUACUCCUGUCUCAGAUAUUGAUAGUGAUUGUGAAAUAAUUGAUGUCACAUAUGAUGAAUCUGCGGUAAAGACGCCCAGAACUCCCAAAUCAUUAAUGUCACAGUUGAGUAGAGACACACAUAACAGUUGUAGAAAACGACACUUAAGUUUUACUCAAGCAUUGGAACUUCCUGAGGGGUAUAGCUCAGAAGACUCUGAGAGUGAAAAUGAAAGUGGAUCUCAGAAAAACAAAUUGAAAACUCCACUUGGAACUUUACUUUGUGGCAUUGAUUUAACUUCACCAUUAGGACAGAGGGUUAAGAAACACUGGAAGAUUGAUACUAAUUAUUCAAUCAUUAGUGGAGAUAAAAUAGAGCAGUUUUGUUCUGGACCAAUGAAAAAUGAUUUUGUGGAAAAAUUACGUCACAGGGGAGAAUCUUCAUACCCAAUUGUAUUCAAUAAGAAGAACCGAAGGCAUAUGUCAAAACAUAAACAUGCAUAUAAAUUUAACUCAGGACAAAGAAAGGAAUUCAUGAUGCGUUUAAAAACAGGACUUACAAAAAGAAGCAGAAAAUUAUUGGAGGACAUAGUCAAAUGUUGUGUUAAGCUUGAAAGAGUGAAACCAGGAGUGAUAAGGAGAUGGUUAAGACCUAAGCCCCCUCCACCCUAUCCGUAUGCAUACAUCCGUAGAAUGUAUGAACAGGAACAUCCUAUUAUUAAGAAAAUAGUACAGAAACCCAAACCUGGACCUAAAUAUGCCAAAUUAAAACAAAUAACUGAUGGUCUUCGCAAAUUAAACAGGCCUCACAAUCUUCUUCCAAAUCAGCGAAUGUUUUCUAAAGUGGUUCAUAACCCAGAUGGUUCUACAAGUAUGAGAAUGGUUUACCCACAUCCCACUGCCCCAGUUAGACCUCAGUUCGGCAAUGUGCCAGGCAAUAAUAGGCGAAAACAAACAUUUAAUCAAAGUACGGUGCGACAGAUCAAUCCAGAUGACAUUGAAAUAAUUGAACUCUCAUCUUCUGAUGAGGAAGGUGAUAAAGCACCUCAGCAACCUCCUCAGACAGCUUCACUUCCUCAGAAAGGGAUGACCACAUUUAAAAACAUAACUGGGGUUGCACCAAGUCCUCAGCUAGCAAGAAGGAUGGCAGUUCCUAAUUCACAAAAGGUAUUCAGGUCAAAUCAGCAGCAUUUGUCGGGUUUAAUGUCACCAAGAAUGACUUAUUACCCAAGACUUCAGCAACAAGUCUCAAGGCCUAUUAGUCCUUCAAAUACCAGAGAAAGAAUAUUUCAAGGUGUAAGAGGAAUAUUAAGUCCGUCGUCAUUACAAAAUAAAUCUCUUACUACUAUACAUUCCUCACCUCCAGGCGCAAGUACUUGUAAAGAACUAAUGCAAAAUUCCAAGCCUGUAUCAGGUUUGAUAAAUAGAGCAAUGUUUAAAGAGACACCACAGAUUCUUAGAACCUCUCAGAAUAGUCCAUCCAAAUCAAUGAACAAAAAUUCACCAAAAGCAGCAGGUUUUCCUGGGUAUGUUCGAAUGGACUACACAGUUCCUGCUGAUUCAGAUUCUAGUUCAGUAGGUGCAAGCUUUAGUGUUAAGUAUACAAAUGGAUCCCCAGUCAUAUCUAAAACUGUGGUCCAACCUGUACAGACCAACAGAUCACCAUUAAUUACUGGGUCACAGCCAAAACCACGAGAUCCUAUAAUGGAGUCAGACGUCAUUGUCAUUGAUGAUGAAGAUUGAUUAUAAUUAAUUAUUUAUUUAUCAUAGUCAUGCUGGUAUUCAUGGUAGUUUACUUCUUUUUGUGUUUCUGAAAACAUCAUGUUCUAUGGCAAAAAAAGUUUUGUAUCUCGGAUUUUUUUUGUGUGUUAUUUCCUUGUACUUUAAUUUCUUAUUUAAGCAAUAUACCUUGAUGCAAUAUGAACAUGAUGAAUAAGGCAUUCAUUUGACAAAGUUAUUUCAGACUUCUACUCUAUGUUCCAAAUUAGAAAGUUCAAACUCUAGUUCAUUUAAAUUAUCUUCUAAACUAUUUACUUUUAUAAAUUGUAACUUGGAUGGAGAGUUGUCUCAUUGGCACUCAUACCACAUCUUCCUAUAUCUAUAAGCAUGAUAUAAUAGAAGGUUAUUGCAUGAAUAUUGGGGAAAAUUGUCCUUAGUAGAUUUUUAUGAAGAAUUGAAUGCUUCUUUUUGUAAUUUUAUUGGGGUGUGAAAGCUUUUACAGAAUCACAUUUUGUAUGAAGCACAGAAAAGCUUCACACUAAAAAAUGCUGCUCUCAACUCUUCUCAACCUUAUAUAAUUACAUAAAGAAGCAUUCAAUUCUGUAAUAUAUCUACAUUUGUAUGUUGCAACCAUGAACAUGAUGAAGAGUUAAAUCAAGCCUUUUUCUUUUUUUUUAUGAUUGUUUUAAAGAGUACAUGCAGUCAUAGAAAAUGAUUAUAGCAUGAACUUGCGUGUGCAAAAUAAAUUAUAAGAAGGAUAAUAUUCACCAAUAUUUAUGCAAUAACCCUUUUAUUGUAUAGUAAUGCUUGUAAAACUCUUUAAGAUAUAUUUUUGUCACACUGACGUCACUAAUUUGAAGCUUUAUUUGCACGUGCAAUACAAUAAAUUAUUACACACCAACCUUUGAUUAUGAUCAAAAUGAAAUUUGGUCUUGCCAUGCAAUUAAUAUGGAUUCAACCACUGCAUCAUGUGUGAUACAAUAUUCUGCUCUGAAAACAUCUCAUAUAUUCAUUCCUGACUGUCUUAUAAAAAACUGCCUCAGAUUAUUUGUAAAUGGAAUCGGUUAUUUCUUCAUUUAAAAAAUCAUUAAAAUUUUUAUUAAUAAAUUAUUAAAUUAUAUGAUACAUUUAUUACCCAAAGAAGUUAGUUUUACAGCAAUAUGUGUUUGAAGAAAAA
Messenger RNA from Mytilus californianus (California mussel), 3838 nucleotides. RefSeq lists its product as uncharacterized. Gene Ontology annotation, molecular function: DNA-binding transcription factor activity, RNA polymerase II-specific; RNA polymerase II cis-regulatory region sequence-specific DNA binding. Gene Ontology annotation, cellular component: nucleus. The transcript is spliced from 6 exons. NCBI's taxonomy places the organism in Eukaryota, Metazoa, Mollusca, Bivalvia, Mytilida, Mytilidae. Bases 196 to 2685 code for a protein of 829 amino acids. Gene Ontology annotation, biological process: regulation of transcription by RNA polymerase II. The record is from RefSeq and is a predicted model, not a curated record.